Molecule: messenger RNA, 2060 nt
Organism: Ostrinia furnacalis (Asian corn borer)
Lineage: Eukaryota; Metazoa; Arthropoda; Insecta; Lepidoptera; Crambidae
Gene: Ssl1
Product: general transcription factor IIH subunit 2 Ssl1
Exons: 9
Coding region: 99-1313 (404 amino acids)
Biological process (GO): nucleotide-excision repair; regulation of transcription by RNA polymerase II; DNA-templated transcription
Cellular component (GO): transcription factor TFIIH holo complex; transcription factor TFIIH core complex
Molecular function (GO): zinc ion binding
Source: RefSeq, a predicted model, not a curated record
GUGGGUUUUAAUAAAUUAAAUGCAUAAUUUUUGUGUGAAUUCGUCGCUAAGUCGAAGAUAAGUCGCUAAGAAGAAGAAAAUUUAUUUCAAAUUACACAAUGGCCGAUGAUGAGCAAGAUCCUAAAGAGUACCGAUGGGAAACAGGUUAUGAAAAGACAUGGGAAGCUAUCAAAGAGGACAAAGAUGGUCUUGUGGAAGGUUUGGUCGCAGAGUUCGCCCAGAAAGCAGCCCGCAAAGCACUGGUGCCGCGGCGCGGCCCAGUCCGGUUGGGCAUGAUGAGGCACCUCAUCGUGGCUGUAGACUGCUCAGAGGCUAUGAGCUCACAGGAUUUGAAACCAACCAGGUUCUUGUGUACAAUUAAGUUGCUGGAGAAAUUUGUUGAAGAGUUCUUUGACCAGAAUCCUUUGAGUCAAUUAAGUAUUGUAGCCAUGAAAAACAAAAGAGCCGAAAAAGUUACUCAGCUGUCUGGAAACGUUAGAAAGCAUGUAAAAGCUGUUCAAGGGUUAUCAAACAUUGCUCUUACUGGUGAGCCAUCAUUACAAAAUACAUUAGAGUUAGCAGGCCGAGUGCUCAGGCCACUGCCUGGCCACGCUUCCAGGGAGCUUCUUGUUUUAUUUGCAUCACUCACUACAUGUGAUCCUAGUGACAUCACCACUACUAUACAGACUCUCAAAACAGAUGGAAUUAGAUGUUCAGUUAUUGGACUGGCGGCAGAAGUAAGGAUUUGCAAGAAAUUAUGCCAGGACACUGGUGGGGAAUAUGGGGUGGUGCUAGAUGACGUUCACUACCGCUCGCUGUUGUUAGAGCACACAGCGCCGCCGCCGCGAGCGCGCGCCCUCGACGCGGGCCUGGUGAAGAUGGGCUUCCCGCACAGCGCGCCGCCCGCCGUGCAGCCCGACGCCGCCGCCGGCGCCGACCCCGCCAUCACUGUGUGCAUGUGCCACUUGGAGGAAGGCGAGAGCGUGGGCGGCGAGGGCCACUUCUGCCCGCAGUGCCGCAGCAAGUACUGCUCGCUGCCGGCGCAGUGCCGCACCUGCGGGCUCACGCUGGCCUCCGCGCCGCACCUGGCCAGAUCCUAUCAUCACUUAUUCCCAGUGGAGCCAUAUGAGGAAUUGCCCAAUGAAGGACAAGCGCAAUAUUGUUUCGGUUGUCUGAGACAAUUCACCGAUCAAGAUAAACAGGUGUACCGCUGCAAGCGCUGCCUGGAGUGCUACUGCUGGGACUGCGAGGGCUUCGUGGGCGCCACGCUGCACGUGUGCCCCGGCUGCGCCGCGCGUCCGCAUCUCUACCAGCGUCUGCCCGAUACCGCCUGACGAGAUAUACUGUGCUUUUGACAAUAUUACUGGCAGAACAAAGUUAACGGCGUAGCGUGCCUUAGGCCAGUGCCCCCAAUGCGCUAAAUAUUUUCAACUACAACGCGACUAUACGACGAACGAAAAUCACAAAUUCGUAUCGCGGUGUCGCUUUGACAGCUAUUUCAAACGAAACAAAACGCAACUGCUUCUUUGUGUAAAAGCUGAAAGAAAGCUACUUUUUUUACUAACACUGAUCUGUAUGUGGUCGAAAUAAAUUAUUAUUAUUUUCUCAAACGCAAGUCAAACGUCUUCACGAACAUUGCUGUGUUUUAAUGAAAAAAUAAGGUGUUCGGACUUUUAACGGAAAGUGAUUAAAUCCGUUGUUUCGUCUUUGUUUGCGCGUGAACUUUACCGCGAUACCGAAUUUGCACCUCAGCUGGAAUGAAAAACGUGCAACUGGAGAAGAAGCGCCAAUGAAUUGGAGACGUUAAAAAUUAGCGCAAUCGGGGCACAUGUUCAGAUGAUGAGCUUUUUUCCUACAAAUGUCUAUAGAUUAUAUGUGCAUAGACUCUAGACGGGCUCUUUAUCAGAAAAUUUUGGGGGCCCCAAAAAUGAGGGUUUAAAGAUUAAAAGAUUAUCAGUGGCCCUUUUCACCUAUCUAAAUGGAACUUUUCAACUAUUGGUAUGACCUGGUAAUGGGGACUCCUGUAGCCCGGGGCCCUGUAUCAAUACAACGGUAACCACGCCUCUGCCUUAAAAGUAAGG